Aspergillus saccharolyticus JOP 1030-1 is the source of this 1509-nucleotide messenger RNA. Its product is annotated as NAD(P)-dependent alcohol dehydrogenase. NCBI's taxonomy places the organism in Eukaryota, Fungi, Ascomycota, Eurotiomycetes, Eurotiales, Aspergillaceae. The record is from RefSeq and is a predicted model, not a curated record. Gene Ontology annotation, biological process: D-sorbitol catabolic process. The transcript has 2 exons. The coding region runs from base 103 to 1302 and encodes 399 amino acids. Gene Ontology annotation, molecular function: zinc ion binding; L-iditol 2-dehydrogenase (NAD+) activity.
CGGCCGCAUUGGAAUCCAAUUAAAGCAUGACUCCUCCUCCUCUCCUCCUCUUUGAGUCUAGAGACUUUUGCAAUUCUUGAGCAGUCUCAGAUUGAGCUCAACAUGGCCACCCCUAGCACCACCACAGCGCUCGUCCUCCACGGAGCCAAAGAUCUCCGCCUAGAAUCCCGACCACUCUCUCCCCCGCAAGGCAAAGAAGUCCAAGUCGCCGUGCGCGCCACCGGUCUCUGCGGCUCCGAUCUCCACUACUAUACACACGGACGCAAUGGCGACUUCGUCGUGCGGGCGCCCAUGUGCCUGGGCCACGAAUCCUCUGGGGUCGUGACCGCGAUCGGGCCCGAGGUGACCAGCCACAGCGUCGGCGACCGCGUCGCAAUGGAGGUCGGACUUCCCUGCCGGCAAUGUGCCCUGUGCCGCCAGGGCCGCUACAACAUCUGUCUCAACAUGCAGUUCCGCAGCAGCGCCAAAGUCUUCCCACACUUAGACGGCACGCUGAUGGAGCUCACGAAUCACCCAGCAGACAUGUGCCACAAGCUCCCUGAUAGCGUUUCCUUCGCCGGCGGCGCGCUGGUCGAGCCCCUCGCCGUGUGUCUGCAUGCGAUCCGGCGGUCGCACCCACCGACGCAGGACGAGGUGACGCUCGCGCAGUCUGUCGGCGAGAAGACUUCGGCAUUGAUCUUCGGCGCGGGCGCCAUAGGUCUCCUGCUGGCAGCUGCGCUGGCCGUCUCGGAGAACUUUUCCUCGAUCCUGGUGGCGGACAUUGAUGCCUCGCGGCUGGCGAUCGCCGACUCGCUGGGCCUGGGUCUCAAGACCGCACUGAUUCCCAAGGCGGACCCCGCGAACCCGCCCCCGCCCAAGGAUGCGCCGCAUGCAGAGCAGACAACGUAUGCGCUGCAGAAUGCCCAGAGAGUCGCUGCGACGCUGAAGGAGGCAGAUGGCGCUACUUCGGGGUUCGCCCGCGUGUAUGAUUGCACCGGCGUGCCGGCGUGCGUUCAGGCAGGAAUCUAUGCCGCCGCCCCGGGCGCGGUUCUGGUGCAGAUCGGCAUGGGAAACCCCAUCCAGACCCUGCCGGUAGGCGCGGCCGCGCUGCGCGAGGUUGAUAUCAUCGGAGUGUUCCGGUACGACGGCUAUGCGUAUCCCGCGGCUAUCGCGCUGAUGGGUAGUGGGAAGUUCGAUCGAGUGGAGCAGCAAGUAGUCACGCACCGGGUCAAAUUAGCAGAUGGGGAUCGAGCCUUCUCGUUGGCGGGUAAGGGUAUUGAUGAAGAAGGGAAGCCUGUUGUUAAAGUUGUUAUUGAGAGCUGAGUGGUCGAUUCAUGAUUUCUUGCGUUUCAUUUGUUGCACAUUAUAUCAAUACCCAGGAGAUGUGGGGCACGAAAAAUGAUGAUUGAGCGUUAUGGUGUUACGAUGCAUGGAAAGUAUGUGGAUAUGUGAAGAAGCCAAGACCAGGAUGUUGUUAAUACACUUCAGCUCAGCCAGGUCGUUACAAGAUGAAUAGACUGGCCUGUCAUA